UUCAGUCGUAUCGUAGCUGCGUUCAAAGACGGAGCUCUCGUGUUUGUUGAAAUUGAAUAUUAAAAUGGCUUUCAAAUUAUUCGCAAUUUGUGUCACUGCGUCGGUAUGUGUUUGUUUGUUGUCGAUCGUUGUUGCAGAGCGCGACAGCUGCAGUAUUCCGAUUACAAAGCAAAUACCUAAGAAUGAACCAGUUUAUUUAAUCGAACAGACAAACGGACAUUUGAAACUGUACGAACCGACGGGAAGCAAUAUUGAAAUUUCAUCGAAUGAAAAAUUGAUUCUGUUCUGUCCGGGAAGGCGGAACACAUUGAUCCACUCGAAUGAGAAUUCAAACGAGCUGUCAUGUACAAAUAAUUUCCGCAGCAAAUUACACCAAUCGAAUUGUACGAGACAAGUAACGGGCGACCUGGAAACAACAACAAAAUCGUGUCAACUCAAUAAUCGUCGGGGUCUCAUUUAUCGGGCUGGUUUUGCGGUGCAACAGAAAUUCGUCGAACUAUUUGAAAUUUGCUACGAUAGCCAGAGUGCAUCGGUCAUCUACUCGCACCAUCAAAUCAAUGGCAAAGCAAUAAAUCAUAACAUAAAGGAAAGUGAUCGCGUAGGUUUCAAAACAGACGGUCUACCAAAGCGGGCUAAAGCCGAAGUGAAUUAUCGAAAGCAGUCACAAAUAAACCACUUUAAAAGUGUGCUUGGUCGCAGCCAACAAUACUUUACGAACAGUUCAUUCUUGUCGCGUGGCCACUUGACACCAGAUGCCGAUUUCGUAUUUAGCUCCGCACAGUUUGCCACAUACUUCUAUGCGAACGUUGCACCUACAUUUCAAUCGAUUAAUGGCGGAAAUUGGAAUCGCGUUGAGCACAUUGCACGACAGUUAGCCGGCCAAGAGCAAACCAACUUAGACAUUUAUACAGGCACUCAUGGUCAAUUAGCAUUGCCGAGUAGCGGCGGUGACUUGGUGCCUCUCUACUUGAGCGAAACCGACCAAAUCGAAGUGCCGGAAUAUUUAUGGAAAAUUGUACAUAAUCCCCGUACAAAUGCGGCCAUCGUAUUUAUCACAAUGAACAAUCCAUUUGCUCGCCGUUCCGACGUUCGUGAACUAUGCCCAGACGUUUGCCAACAAAGUGGCAUCACAUUCACACAAAAUGCACGACGUGGUUUCACCUAUUGCUGUACGUAUGAGAACUUUGCUCGGCAAUUGUCGCCGCAUCCAUUGAGAGCCAACCGUUUGCUAGUUCUUCACAAGUAAUUCUUCUGCUGAAUGUUAUUUUGAACGAUGCCAUCGGACAAUUUAUUUAAGUCUUUUUAAUUCUAGACUGCACAUGACCAUUUUAAUCGCUUUUUUUCUCUUCCUCAAACUCAAAAUAAAAUAAAGAAGAAAUUUACUCGAAAUUA
Messenger RNA from Sitodiplosis mosellana (orange wheat blossom midge), 1392 nucleotides. RefSeq lists its product as uncharacterized. Bases 65 to 1246 code for a protein of 393 amino acids. Gene Ontology annotation, cellular component: nucleus; mitochondrial inner membrane. Gene Ontology annotation, molecular function: nucleic acid binding; single-stranded DNA endonuclease activity; metal ion binding. Lineage: Eukaryota; Metazoa; Arthropoda; Insecta; Diptera; Cecidomyiidae. The transcript has 3 exons. Gene Ontology annotation, biological process: apoptotic DNA fragmentation. The record is from RefSeq and is a predicted model, not a curated record.